Labrus bergylta (ballan wrasse) is the source of this 3888-nucleotide messenger RNA. It is a transcript of the gene myo1g, whose product is annotated as myosin IG. Lineage: Eukaryota; Metazoa; Chordata; Actinopteri; Labriformes; Labridae. Gene Ontology annotation, molecular function: actin filament binding; ATP binding; microfilament motor activity. Gene Ontology annotation, biological process: vesicle transport along actin filament; actin filament organization. Gene Ontology annotation, cellular component: plasma membrane; vesicle; cytoplasm. The record is from RefSeq and is a predicted model, not a curated record.
UACUUCUCUCUCUUCUUCCUCCCUUGAGCUGCUUUUUGUUCCUUUUCCCUGUCUGUCUUAUUUUUAUUUUAAAGCUCGCUGAAGGCAGGCCAGGAUGGCGGAGCUGGAGGGCCUGGAGUUCGGGAAGUCGGACUUCGUGCUCCUGGAUGAGGUGACGAUGGAGCAGUUUAUGGAGAACCUGAAGUUGAGGUUUGAGAAGGGACGUAUCUACACCUACAUUGGAGAAGUAGUCGUCUCUGUGAACCCGUACACUCAGAUGGACAUUUACGGUAAAGACACCAUCGAUGCAUACCGGGGUCGGGAGCUGUAUGAAAACCCUCCUCACCUGUACGCUGUGUCUGAUGCUGCAUACAAAGCCAUGAAGAGACGAGCCAAAGACACCUGCAUCGUCAUAUCAGGGGAGAGCGGAGCAGGAAAAACAGAAGCUAGUAAAUUUAUCAUGCAGUACAUCGCUGCCAUCACAAACCCAAGCCAGAGGGCGGAGGUUGAGAGCGUGAAGAACGUGCUGCUCAAGUCCAACUGUGUGCUGGAGGCCUUUGGGAACGCCAAGACGAAUCGCAACGACAACUCCAGCCGCUUCGGCAAGUACAUGGACAUCAACUUCAACUUCAACGGCGAUCCCACCGGAGGACACAUCAACAACUACCUGCUGGAGAAGUCCAGGGUGGUCCAGCAGCAAGACGGGGAGAGGAACUUCCACUCAUUUUACCAGUUGCUGCGUGGCGGCUCAGAUGAGUUGUUGGAAUCGCUUCACCUGCAGAAUGAUCCGGCUGUUUACACAUAUACAAGAGAGGGAGCUGUAACCACUACCUCCAACAAUGAUCGCUCGAGCCACAAAGCAGUGAUGAGCGCGCUGGGUGUGAUCGGCUUCUCAAAGGAGGAGAUCAACUCCAUUUAUCAGAUCCUGGCCUCCAUUCUGCUGCUGGGUAAUUUGCAGUUCGAGAGUGACGGUGAGAUCGUUCAGAUCGUGGGACUUGAGGCCGUCGAACACAUCUCUGAAUUGACCGAAACGGACUCGGAAAGCGUCAGCAAGAGCCUGCUGUACCGCACUGUGGCCACCGGGGGCGGCGAGGUCAUCGAGAAGGGACACACGGAGCACGAGGCGAGCUUCGGACGAGACGCUUUCGUCAAGGCUCUAUAUGAGAGACUUUUUGGUUGGAUCGUAGGCCGAAUCAACAGUGUCAUAGAAGUAAAGGACUACAACCCAGUGCUUCAUGGGAAGAACACAGUCAUUGGCGUGCUGGACAUCUACGGCUUUGAGAUCUUUGACAACAACAGUUUCGAACAGUUCUGCAUCAACUACUGCAACGAGAAGCUGCAGCAGCUCUUCAUCGAGGUCAUCCUCAGACAGGAACAAGACGAGUACCAGAGAGAGGGCAUCACCUGGCAACAUAUUGAUUACUUCAACAACCAGAUCAUCGUGGAUCUUGUGGAGCAGCCCCACAAAGGCAUCAUCUCCAUUCUGGAUGAAGCUUGCCUCUCCGUCGGUAAAGUCACCGACACAGUCUGCCUGGACAGCAUGGACAUCAAACUGGCCCAGCACCCCCACUAUACCUCCCGCAAGCUCAGCCCAACAGACAAAACCAUGGACUUCCAGAAACACUUCCGUAUCCGCCACUAUGCUGGAGACGUCACAUAUUCCGUUGAGGGGUUCUUGGACAAAAACAAGGACAUGCUUUUCCAGGAUUUCAAGCGUCUCAUGUACAACAGUGCCAACCCGGUCCUGAAGGAGAUGUGGCCAGAUGGUCAGCUGAGCAUCACCGAGGUCACCAAGAGGCCUCUGACCGCCGCCACCCUCUUCAAGAACUCCAUCGUGGCCCUCGUCGACAAACUGGCCUGCAAGGAGCCGUACUAUGUGCGCUGCAUAAAGCCCAACGAGAUGAAGUCCCCCGUGCUGUUCGACGACGCCCGCUGCCAGCACCAGGUGGCCUACCUCGGCUUGAUGGAGAACGUGAUGGUGCGCAGGGCGGGCUUCGCCUACAGGCAGCCUUACCUCCGCUUCCUGCAGCGAUACAAGAUGACGUGCGAGUACACCUGGCCAAACCACCUGAUGGCCACGGACAGAGAGGCCGUCGAGGCCAUCGUCACCCAGCACGGUUUCCAGGGCGACGUGGAGUACGGACACACCAAGCUGUUCGUGCGGACGCCGCGCUCCCUCUACACCCUGGAGCAGGAGCGAGCCACCCUCAUCCCCAUCCUGGUGCUUUUCCUGCAGAAGGUGUGGCGGGGGGCUUUAGGUCGCAUGAGGUGCAGAAGGAUGAGGGCCAUCUAUGCCAUCAUGGGCUGCUACAAGCGCUACAAGGUGAAGGCCCACUUCUGGGAGGUGGAGCGGAGGUUUGCUAAUGUGCGAACCAUGGCCGACUACGGGAAGAGCGUGGACUGGCCGACCCCGCCUGCAGCUCUGUCCCAGUUUCACAACAUCACAGUCAUGCUGCAUCGCAGGUGGUGGGCGAGGCAGAUCGUGAAGAACAUCCCUCCGUCUGACACGCUGGAGGUGCGAGCCAAAGUGGCGGCUCUGACUGCUCUGAGCGGAGAGAGGAAAGACUGGGGAGUCAGCAGAGCCUGGGAGAGGGACUACCUCGCCAAUGUGCGAGACAGCCCUGAGACCAGCCCGGGCUUCGUCCGUAUUUCCAAGGAGCUGAGGAACAAAGACGAGUACUCUCAGGUCCUCUUCUCGGGCUUCUGCAGAAAGGUGAAUAGAUUCAACAAAAGCACAGACCGAGGCCUGCUCGUCACAGACAAGUACGUCUACAAAUUGGAGCCAAAGAAACAGAACAAGGUUUUGAAGAGGCUUCCUUUGGACGCUUUCACAGGACUGAGUGUGACCAGCGGGGUUGACCAGAUGGUGGCGCUACACACGUCCGCUCAGGAUGACGUGCUGCUGUGUCUGCAGCGAGGGCAGCUGUGCCCCAACCAGGACCGAGUGGGGGAGCUGGUGGGAGCCAUCGUGGACCACUUCACACGAAUCAGAAAGGUCCCGUUUCCUGUGAAGGUUUGUCCUUCAGCCGUGCAGGUCCACAUGCGAGGAAAACCAAAGAGCGUCACGGUGGAAACCAAACCGGGCCAGGCCAACUCCGAUUUCAAGAAGGCUCGAGAUGGUUUCAUCCUCUUCGUCCCGGCUAACUAACGACUAAAACCACCAACAGCAGUCUGACCCGAGGACCUGAACUGAGCUGCAUUUAUACAAGAAUGUAAAUCUAUUAAUGCAAGACAAAGCUUUUGAAGUUAGCUGUACAUUAACAUGAAGUGUUUCGAUAUAUUUCUCAAAGGUUUUAAAAGUGUUAACAGAAACAGAGUUUCUGGAAGAGUCUGCUUUCUUCAUCCUGAGCUUCAGGAAGACAUUUUGCACUGGACAUUUAAACUUAUCUUCAUUUUUGGAGGCAAAUUUUGAGAAAUGAAAAUGUUUAUUAUGUUUGUGUUGAGACUCAAGGCGAAGUACCUUAAAGUAUGAAAGGUAUGAUGCUGUUUCUAAAUUUGCUGUAGCUGCAAAAAAAAUAGUUAAAGGAGCAAUAUGUAACUCUGACACCUAGUGUUUAAAAUAUGAACUGCAGCCACAAUUCAUAAGACGUGAGAGAGCUGUCUCCUCCCGCCCCCUCCUCGUUAGAGUCGAUGUGCGUGCAGGUUGCCAUGUUGAAGACACUGAACCUUCAGUGUUUAGCCAGCUCUGCAUCGGACUUGAAACCUUUCUAACCUCUCUCCAUUUUUAAAAAGCAUUUUCAGUAUUAAUCCUAAUUUGAGCACGUUUCUGCUCGUAGAGUUUAUUAGAAACACUUUUUAGGUCUUUCUGAACCAGUUCCCUUGCCCGCUUUCGUCGCUGCAACACCUGUUGGUUUGACCUGAUAACUGGUCUCAUAUCUGGCAAACCGAGGGGCGUCCAAAACAGACAUG